CCGCCUGACAGUCGCUCCGCGUCGCUGCUGCGCCGCCUGCCGCUCCCGCCGCCAUGCGGAUCCUCAUCAAGGGUGGCGUGUGGAAGAACACCGAGGAUGAGAUCCUCAAGGCGGCCGUCAUGAAGUACGGCAAGAAUCAGUGGUCGCGCAUCUCGUCGCUUCUGGUGCGCAAGUCGGCCAAGCAGUGCAAGGCGCGGUGGCACGAGUGGCUCGACCCGUCCAUCAAGAAGACGGAGUGGUCGCGCGAGGAGGAGGAGAAGCUGCUGCACCUGGCCAAGCUCAUGCCCACCCAGUGGCGCACCAUCGCGCCCAUCGUCGGCCGCACCGCCGCGCAGUGCCUCGAGCACUACGAGCGACUCCUCGACCAGGCGACGCGGCGGGGCGCGUCAGCGGACGGAGACGCGUCGGCGGCGGACGACCCUCGCCGGCUGCGGCCGGGCGAGAUCGACCCGAACCCCGAGUCGAAGCCCGCGCGACCUGACCCGGUGGACAUGGACGACGACGAAAAGGAGAUGCUCUCCGAGGCGCGCGCGCGCCUCGCAAACACGCGCGGCAAAAAGGCAAAGCGCAAGGCGCGCGAGAAGCAGCUCGAGGAGUCGCGCCGGCUGGCGGCGCUGCAGAAGAGGCGUGAGCUCAAGGCGGCGGGCAUCGAGGUGGCCUCACGGGCGCGCAAGGUGCGCGGCAUCGACUACAACUCGGAGAUCCCCUUCCAGAAGACGGCGCCCGCCGGCUACUUCGACACCACAGGCGAGGACGCGUCGGCCGAGGCGCAGUCUCGCGGCGAGGAGGGCGGCUUCAAGGCGACGCUCAAGAGCAAGCUGGACGCGCCGAACAAGGACGCAGCCGAGGCCAAGGCGCGCAAGGCGGACGCGGAGAAGCUGAAGCGGCGGCGCGAGGAGGCGCUCCCCGACGUCAUCGCCCAGAUCAACAAGCAGAACGAGCUGAUGGCGAUGAAGAAGCGCGGCCGGCUGAUGCUGCCGCCGCCCCAGGUGACGGACCGCGAGCUCGAGGCGGUGGUCAAAGCGUCGGCGAGUGGGCUGCUCGAGGACUCGGGGUCCGACGCCGCUCGCCUGCUCACCGCUUCGUACGACGCCACCCCCGCCGCCGGCGCGUCGGCGCGCACGCCGCGCGCGGCGGCGGGCGGCGGAGGUGACGCGGUCCUCGAGGAGGCGGCGGCGCAGGCGGCGAUGAUCGCGUCGGACACGCCGCUGCUCGGCGGCGAGUCGGCGCCGCUCGCCUCACUCGGCGACUUUUCGGGCGUGACUCCGCGGCCAAAGGGACUCACGCAGCAGACGCCAAACCCGCUCGCGGCGGCCGCCACGCCGGGCGGAAUGACGCCGUCCGCCGGCGGGGGGGGGGGG
Molecule: messenger RNA, 1361 nt
Organism: Emiliania huxleyi CCMP1516
Lineage: Eukaryota; Haptophyta; Isochrysidales; Noelaerhabdaceae
Exons: 4
Biological process (GO): mRNA splicing, via spliceosome
Cellular component (GO): Prp19 complex; spliceosomal complex
Source: RefSeq, a predicted model, not a curated record